AUGAGGCAGUACUCCAUAAAGAUUAUUGUCAAAAUCAACAAGAGCUUGCUAAAUCGUUGUGAGCUACACAAUCAGCAAUUUCAAAAUAUUUGCGAUCAGCUGAAUGCAUCCAAAAGCACGGGAAUUGGCCCCAUUUGCAAGUCGAACACGAAAAAAUCACACUCACAAAUAUCUAUCUAUCAAAAUAAAUAUUUUCAUGGUCAAACUCAAGGUCAAACUGAAGGUCAAAUUCAAGGUCACACUCAAGGUCACACUCAAGGUCAAACUCAAUGUCAAACUCAAGGUCAAACUGAAGGUCAAACUCAAGGUCAAACUCAAUAUCAAACUAAAUGUCAAACUCAAGGUCAAACUCAAGGUCAAACUCAAGGGCAAACUCAAGGUCAAACUCAAGGUCAAACUCAAUGUCAAAUUCAAUGUCAAACUCAAGGUCAAACUCAAGGUCAAACUCAAUGUCAAACUCAAGGUCAAACUCAAGGUCAAACUCAAGGUCACACUCAAGGUCACACUCAAGGUCACACUCAAGGUCAAACUCAAUGUCAAACUCAAGGUCAAACUGAAGGUCAAACUCAAGGUCAAACUCAAGGUCAAACUCAAUGUCAAACUCAAGGUCAAACUCAAGGUCAAACACAAGGUCACACUCAAGGUCACACUCAAGGUCACACUCAAGGUCAAACUCAAUGUCAAACUCAAGGUCAAACUGAAGGUCAAACUCAAGGUCAAACUCAAGGUCAAACUCAAGGUCAAACUCAAGGUCACACUCAAGGUCAAACUCAAGGUCAAACUCAAGGUCAAACUGUAGGUCAAACUCAAGGUCAAACUGAAGGUCAAACACAAGGUCAAACUGAAGGUCAAACUCAAGGUCGAACUCAAUGUCAAACUCAAUGUCACACUCAAGGUCACACUGAAGGUCAAACUCAAGGUCAAACUCAAGGUCACACUCAAGGUCAAACUCAAGGUCGAACUCAAGGUCACACUCAAGGUCAAACUCAAGGUCAAACUCAAGGUCAAACUCAAGGUCGAACUCAAUGUCAAACUCAAGGUCAAUCUCAAGGUCAAACUCAAGGUCAAACUCAAGGUCACACUCAAGGUCACACUCAAGGUCAAACUCAAGGUCAAACUCAAGGUCAAACUCAAAGUCAAACUCAAGGUCAAACUCAAGGUCAAACUCAAGGUCACACUCAAGGUCACACUCAAGGUCAAACUCAAGGUCACACUCAAGGUCAAACUGAAGGUCAAACUGAAGGUCAAACUCAAGGUCACACUCAAGGUCAAACUCAAUAUCAAACUCAAUGUCAAACUCAAGGUCAAACUCAAGGUCACACUCAAGGUCAAACUCAAUGUCAAACUCAUUGUCAAACUCAAUGUCAAACUCAAGGUCAAACUCAAGGUCACGUUCAGUUAAAUCUUUAUCAUAAUCCCAUGAAUAAUAUACAAUUGUACUUGAGACACCACUAA
Molecule: messenger RNA, 1455 nt
Organism: Calliphora vicina (urban bluebottle blowfly)
Lineage: Eukaryota; Metazoa; Arthropoda; Insecta; Diptera; Calliphoridae
Product: repetin-like
Exons: 5
Coding region: 1-1455 (484 amino acids)
Source: RefSeq, a predicted model, not a curated record